Fraxinus pennsylvanica is the source of this 642-nucleotide messenger RNA. The record is from the annotation of a GenBank genome assembly. NCBI's taxonomy places the organism in Eukaryota, Viridiplantae, Streptophyta, Magnoliopsida, Lamiales, Oleaceae.
AUGUCUGACAAUGGUGAGGGCGGUGGAUGUGGGCCUUGUAGCAGCAUAUGCUGCCGCUUUAUAAUAACAUCCGGCUUCGCUGCUCUGUUUUUGUGGCUAGCUCUACGUACCUCCCAACCAACGUGCUCCAUUCAAGAUUUAUACGUGCCUAUUCUUAAAAAAACCGAUCGUUCGAUAGGUAAUAGGAACAAUAACAGCAUAUUCUUCGACCUCAAGCUCGAUAAUGGAAUGAAAGAGAAGGGAGUGUACUAUGAUAACAUCAGUUUAACCUUUUUUUACGAUCCAAACACUAGCUAUCCUAUAGCCAACUACACGGUGCCCGGAUUUCACCAAGGUCACGGCAAGAAAGCUCACUGGAAAUCGGUGGUGGAGGCUCAUGGACAGUCGUGGGAGGCGGCUUUGAAAAAUGUUUCAAAUGGGAAUGUCUCAGUUUUCAGAGUGGGUUUAUCCACCAAGGUGAGGUUCAAAAUCAUUUUUUGGCAUACCAAGAGACACAAUUUGGUGGUCGGAGCUGGUGUCGUGGUGAACGAUUCUGGUAAGAUAGUCAAAAAGAAAGGCGUUAAACUGAAAUCCGGGUCACCGGAGCGUAGUUGCCACCUUCGACUAUUGCUGUUUUCUGGUCUGCUGGUGGUUUUGUUGUAA